AUGUUGCUGCUCUAUGUUGUCAUAACGAGGAGAUGUCAGGGGGCGAUGGAAGGCUUUGCAGAGUAUUCGAGCGACUCGGACGGUGCGAGCAUGGAAAUGGAGGAGGGGCAGGAGUUCCAGCCUCCUCCAGCAUGGCAACAGGACGACGACGAUGACGACAAGGAAGAAGAAGAGGAGACGGAGAACAAGGAUAGAGGAGAGGGGAGGGAUGCGUCAGAAACUUCGAAGGAUCUUGAGGAGGCUGAAUCAGCGCAGAAGAAACGCAGGCUGCUUCCGAACCCUCUCGACGCGCUUUCCAACGCCACGACCUCGUUCCUCGCGGCUAGGGAGGAGCAGGAGAAAGAGGAGGAGCUGGAGGAUGGAAAAGUUGCGGAGCCUGCGAGGUCGUUGAGUGGCUCAAACAAGAAGCGGGAAGAGAGCGAAGACAAGCCGGUCGAGGCUCCUCCGACAGCCCCAACGGAUGCCCCGGCCUUGUCACGAAAGGAGAUAUUUGACAAGAAGAAGGAAUCAACACGGCAGAAGAACACUAGAAAGCAGAAGUUCGGGCAGGCAAAUUUCACCAUCAAGGAUAAUCGCGAGUGUCCCAGCAUGUGGAACCCCAAGUGA
Guillardia theta CCMP2712 is the source of this 606-nucleotide messenger RNA. RefSeq lists its product as hypothetical. The record is from RefSeq and is a predicted model, not a curated record. The transcript is spliced from 3 exons. Lineage: Eukaryota; Cryptophyceae; Pyrenomonadales; Geminigeraceae. The coding region runs from base 1 to 606 and encodes 201 amino acids.